UCAGUACGAUAACUUCGACCUAGAAAUCUGGGAGCGCUGGGCAACACCCACUCACUGCUCACACGCACCAGACCCGCCCGCAAGGUAGGAGGUUCCUCCACGUGGCGUCUGAUCCUCACUGCCAAUACUCGUCAAUGUCAAUAAUUCCACCGCAUUUUGUGGAGGCGCGUAGCUGUGCAUGAUGGGCCUGGCGUGGGGAGUGUGCUGCUUGUUAGUGGUGGCGGCGGGGGCGCGGGCAGGAGUGGUGCAUCCUCCCGCAGGCCACACCUUCAACACCUCGGACUACCUGCAGCAGCGCCGCGCUAUACUGGCCCAGGAGCAGACUGACAUCUUGGGGCAGGACCAAGUUCUCUCAGCGGAGGAGGAGGAGGCCAACAAAAUACUAAUGGCUGCCAAGGACGCCGAGAUGGAGGACGGCUUCCAGACCCUGGACUUCCUGCCCUCCAAGAACUUCAUGACUGUGAUUCAGCAGAUGGAGGAGUCACAGGUGUUCAAGAUUAUCAGGCAGAUGCCCAAAGGUGCAGCGCUUCACCUGCACGACACAGCCCUUGCGUCAGCCUCGUGGGUGGUGCAGGAGCUCACCUACUGGCCACACCUCUACAUGUGUUACGACACCGACGAUCACCUCUUCUUCAGGUUCUUUGAGAAGCCGGACACAUCCUGCGCCUGGGAGUUGGUGAGCGCCGUGCGAUCUAAUUACGUGGAUCCGAGCGAGUUUGACGCAAUGCUCUUCAGCAAACUCUCGCUUCUCACUGAAGAUCCUAACGAGAAGUACCCAGACAUCAACACGGUCUGGUCCAUCUUCCAGGGUUACUUCAUAGCCAUCACUGACCUGGUCAUGUACCGCCCAGCCUGGGAGGCCUACCUCUACCACGCUCUUGGCGAGUUUGCCGACGACAACGUCCUCUAUGUGGAGUUUCGCGGUACCCUACCUCCUCUGUACGAGCUGAACGGAACGAGGCUCACGGAGGAGGAGUCAGUGGCAGUCUAUCGAGACACAACCCAGCGCUUCGUGAAUGACAACCCGGACCGCUUUUUCGGAGCACGUUUCAUCUACGCUCCGCCAAGAGGCGUGGACAACGCCACCGUCCACGAGUACGUCUCCCUCAUGAAGCGACUCAAGAAGGCGUUCCCCGAUUUCGUGGCAGGAUUUGACCUCGUGGGGCAAGAGGACAAGGGCGAGCCUCUCAUCGCCUUCGUGGACGAGCUGCUGCAGCUCUCAGAGGCAGACAUCAGGGUGUUCUAUCACGCCGGCGAGACCAACUGGAUGGGGAUGGAGACGGACGACAACAUUAUUGACGCCCUGCUGCUCAACGCGUCGCGGAUUGGCCACGGCUACGCUCUGGUCAAGCACCCGGAGGCUAAGGCGCUGGCCAGGGAGAGGGACGUGCCCAUGGAAGUGUGCCCCAUCUCCAACCAAGUGCUCAAAUUGGUGGAGGACCUGAGGAACCACCCUGCGGCAGGCCUGGUGGCAGAGGGCUUCCCCAUCGUGGUGUCUCCGGACGACCCGGGGGCGUGGGGUGCCUCAGGGCUUUCUUACGACAUGUACGAGGCGUUCAUGGCUUUCGGGGGCGCCAAGGCUGACCUCAGGUUCCUGAAGCAGCUCGCCAUCAACUCCAUCAAUUACAGUAGCCUGGACGAUGUCACUGAGUAUGAUCUGAUGUACAAGUGGGUGGAGAAAUGGAAUGAGUUCGUGGCCAAGGCGCCCACACUCCUCGCUGAAAGCACUGUCAACCUCACCGCCGAAGCUGAUCCGCACAUCACUCAGUCCUCCACCUCCACCACUACUUAUGCUCCACCAACGAUUGUUUAAGAAUACAUGUAUUAUCUAUCAAAAACUUUGUGUGCCAAAAGACCUUUGUCAAUUAAGCUUUCAGGAGAAGUUUAUUCAGGAAAUUAGGUGUUCCAGAUGCGUGACAGGACAGAGCUUGCAGCCACUGGGUGUCUCGGCAGCAGCAGUCAGCAGUGUUGCCCUACGUGCCUGGCCAAGAUGACACGUAUGCAUGUACAUGGAUUACAGAAUAACUAAAACCCAUUUGGAAACACCAAAUGCUUGUUUUAGAGGAAGCUAAAAGUAGUUGAAAUAUGGCAUGAAAAUUUGUUGGAAGGCAUUCUUUUUAGACGAGAAGUGUGUCUGUCAUUCAUUUUCUGAAUAUAAGUUAUUAUUUCCUGCACAGCCACCACAGUCCCUUGUCCAUCACAGUCCACUCUGCCAAAUAGUCUAGCCAUUCACAGCAUGACACAAACUCCUGAAAGUGGUAUAUGUAAGAUCUUCACAUUUUCUAUUGAUGAAAGUUUUUGGCGGGCUGCAUGCUCCUCCACGUGACCGCCUACCAGGGCGACCCCAUCAUGGUGCAGUUCCUGCUGGACCGUGGAGAGUUGAUCAUGCAACGUCACACCCAUGUGGUGUUUCCUGCGAUGCAAUGCCAAGCUGGGCAUGGCCACCUGCGUCGUGGCAGAAGGCAAACCCAGUAUCCUGUAUGUUUGCUGUUGUAUUCUACUGGAGUGACAGGGUUAAGGCUUCAAUGACAGUGCUUACUUCAAAACACUGUACCAUUACAGACAAGUAAGCAAACCUUUCUCCUCAAGGUGACGCUGAUGAGACAAAAGGUGAACGAAAGAAAAUCUGUCACUUCCCUCCAUGAAUUAUAACAUCAAUUAUAAAAUCAUUAUUCAUGGUUUUUGCUAACCAUCAAAAUGUUAGCAACAAGUGGCACAUUUCAUUAUUUGAUAUAGUUGCUAGAAGGAAAAAUCUUAUUAUUUUGAAGGGGUUUAUAGACUGGACAUAAGGCAGUUUAUUAUGGGAAGAAGUCUCAUUACAGAAUAAUGUAAUAAGCCAGUAGUCCGUCAAAAUGACCUCUCUCAAAGGACAAGAUGCCCACUGCAGCUUUUAAGUUUUAUCCUUCCCAUACAUCACAUUCACACUUUUAAUCCCGCUCAGUUUUAAAAAAGGUUAAGGGAAUGUAGAAAUAUAGAAGCUUCGUAAAACCACUGCAUGUGAUCUGUAUUGGCGCCUCAACAAUAGGACUACUACAGGAGUUAGCGUCAGCACUGCAGUGUGGUGACAGGUUCUUCUCUCAUUUAUCUCUUUCGAAGACAAGACAAGAGUAUUGUAAAAAGAGUAUAAUGAAAUAUAGAGGAAAUCUGCUUCACUAAAUUUUUUCUUAUUUACAAUAUAUAUAGUCAACAUGGACACACAGCAGAAAUCCAUAUCCAAUGAUGUUACUUACAUACUACAUUUGAAGUAAGAAAAUAUAUCUAUAACAGGAUUUUUCCCCAGUUCCUGGGUGAGGGAAAAUUUGGUGUAGUUGUACUGUAAAAAAAACAGUACAUCACAUUAAAAAUGGUGCCAAGAUUUCCUCAGAAAAUCCAUAAUUAAAACAUUUAUGUAAAAAAGGGAAUCUGGCAUGACUGUCAACUCUGAGAAAAAAUUGGGUGAAAAAUAAAAUGUUUUGUCAAUUUUAUGUAUUUAACAAUAUAUAAAACAAAAAUAUUUGACAACAAAAUGCCUCACACUUGGCACUAUUAAUUCAUGCAACAUUACAAAAAAUUUUUAAAAUUAUCACGUAUUUGGCACAGAAUUGCACAGGUUAGACAACAAUGAAUUUCAGUGACACUGGACCAGCCUUUACCACUACAUACAGUCCGAGUCUUGGAUCACCUGUGAAGGGAUACUCUGAAUGAGGGUAUAAAAUGACAAGAAUAAACAUGCAUUAC
Scylla paramamosain (green mud crab) is the source of this 3717-nucleotide messenger RNA. RefSeq names its product adenosine deaminase 2-like. Gene Ontology annotation, biological process: adenosine catabolic process; inosine biosynthetic process. The record is from RefSeq and is a predicted model, not a curated record. The transcript has 11 exons. NCBI's taxonomy places the organism in Eukaryota, Metazoa, Arthropoda, Malacostraca, Decapoda, Portunidae. Gene Ontology annotation, molecular function: adenosine deaminase activity. The coding region runs from base 179 to 1813 and encodes 544 amino acids.